AAUGUGAGCCGACUUGAGACCCAACUGUCGAGGUAUAAGACGGCCGCCGAUGAGGCCCAGGAGUUGGAGGACGAGCUGAAGGCCGAGAAACGCAAAACGCAAAGAGAGUUGAGGGAAGCGUUGGCCCGAAUCGAAGAAUUGGAGACAUCAGGCGCUCACUUACAGAAGCGAAUCGACAAACUCAUGACAAACCGCAAUAUUAGCGCUAAUAAAGCACCAAAUGAUGACUGAUUUAGUGUUUUCUUAAAUAUACUUCUUAUAAGCAAAUAUAUACGCAAAUAAUGUUCAUUUUAACUCUGCUUUAAUAUGACCGGCAAUUUCAAUUAAGCUGCAUUCAUAAAUACCGGGCAAAGGGUGUAAACAUCUUGUGUUGUUGUUUAUAUAAUUAAUUUAUAUAAAUAAUUUCUGUAUGAAUUAAAUUAAGCGAACAAAUUUUUGUUAUUAAAUAUUAAUUUAAAUUAAACAUA
Molecule: messenger RNA, 467 nt
Organism: Oppiella nova
Lineage: Eukaryota; Metazoa; Arthropoda; Arachnida; Sarcoptiformes; Oppiidae
Source: the annotation of a GenBank genome assembly